CGCCGCUGCCAUGAGCGCCCCGCAGCCGCGACUUCUUGAAACCUAUAACAGUCUUACAGACAAACACCUGGUUGGAUAUUUCAGCAAUGCCAGGAUAAGACGACAUCUUCAGAAAUCAGGACUGAUCUCCAGGAGUGGAAGAAUAAUACCUGAGCGAGAAUACCGUCUGAAUGCCACGAGGAGGGAGCAGCACAGGCGUGUCCGGGAGUGCUUGGCCGAUGCCAUAUUCCGUAAGGUCCUCGACAUGGAGCAUCAUCAUCAGCGGGAGAUGAAAAAUAAUCUUGACUGUUCUGUGAGGAAAGACAGGAUGCAGCCAAUCAAGAUGGAGCCAAUCAGGGAAUCUAUGGAAGAAAUCAUCCGCGUGCGUUGCCCACAUCCACCCCUGGCUCCAAGGAACCAUCUCGGGCUCUGCCCUUUGGUGGCAGCAGAACGAGCUGGUUGCUCUCACUGCUGGGCACCUGUCCUUGGAGCUGAUUGUUGCUGUGGACAUUGUCUUCAUCAGCACCGAUGCAAGGAGUCUUCCUCCUCUAAGGUGAGUUCCUUGGCACCAAACAGAGCUCCAGGACAUUUGCAGCAGCCCCCUCGCCUCCAGCCCCUGCACGGCUGGGCUGCAGCAGGGUCUGCACCCAAGGCUUCCAAACAGAAGUGCCAUGCACUGGAACGUGAGCAGCAGUGUGCCCGUGGGGGGGAGAGGAGCCCGUUAAGGAUCGUGAAUUCCGUGGAGUACCUGGCCGUGUCACCGUACCAGCUCCCUGUCACCUGUCCGUGCGCGCUCCCGGCGCCGCCGCCCCGCCCGCGCCGGGGGGACAGGCGCGUCCCCGCGCUCGGGAGCGCGCUGCCCAACGAGAGACGCUUCCACCCCACCACGGCCUUCAACGAGCAGGUUUUGAUCAGGAAUACUCGAGGGUUCCCCAAGUCCCCGUUGUGCAGCAACGCCUUUGUCACCAUGAUCUACCUAGGAAGGAGUAAGCACGUGUCUCUUGUGUGCAAGGAUGAAAUCAAAGUCUAUCAGCAGUACUGUGGAACAGAGAACAUUUGUGUCUAUAGAGGCGAGCUGCUGGAAGGAGAUACCUUCCAGUUCAUCUCCAAGAGGCACCUCGGUUUCCCGUUCAGCCUCACGUUUUUUCUCAACGAGACAGAAGUGGAGAGGCUGAGCAGCUGCUGUGAGUACAGACACCUGAGGUGCCCCCGGCUGCGGCGCAGGAACAGCUACUUCAGGAUGCUCCAUGUGGCAGGAGCACCCCCUUGCUACAAGUGCAUUGUUGCAAUGGGUCUGGACAGAAAGCUGAACCCUCCCAAGAGGAAGGCUAGGUCCUGUGGGAUGAAGUAUUUGUGUCCCUGGGAAUGUGCUCUGCACUGUGAGCCAUGUGAGCCAUGUGAGCCAUGUGACAGCAGCUUUGAGCACAAAUCAAGGGAAGAUUCAGCAUCAGGCACCGUACGGGGAGGUGGAACAAGUACAGAAACUGUUGAGAAAGCACUGGAGACUGAAGAGGAGUCCAGCGAAGAAGAAAUGGAAAACCAAUCUAGUGAGGAGGGCGAAGAUAAUGAGGAAGACACCAGUAAAAAAGAAUAUGAGGAAGAUUUUGAAGCAUAUGAAGAAGUUAAUGAAGAGGGACAGACUGGUGAUCAAAUGAAUGGAAUGUCAGAUGAUAAAAACCGUAAAUUAGACUAUGGAAAGGAGAGUGCAACCUCAUCCCAGAAGGCACUGGGGGCCUCUGACAGGGAGAAAAACGAAAGCGAUGGAUAUUCUGAUGACAGGGACUCUGAAGAUGAUCUACAAGAGAGGAAGCCUGCAGACUCUCUCUCGUCCAUGGGCACUCAGUGCAGCACUGAGACUGACUCUCAUGCUGAAAUGAUGACAGACGAUGUGAAUGGCAAAGAGGACUGCAAUUGCAAAAGUACACCUGAAAGUGCAGCACGUGAACACUGUGGAAACGAGAAUGGGGAGAAGAAACUGCUCAGAAUGGAGGAAAAUCAGGAGACUUCUGCACUGGAAAAGAAAGGAAUAGAUGAAGAAGAAAAGACAAAACCAGAAGAUCUAACAGCAAGGGAAGAUACUAUAAUUUCUCAUGAAAACAUAAUGGCAAUGCAGCAUCAAAAUCCUGAGGUUAAUGUGGAAUUCAAACAGACUGGGUCAGGAGAAAGUGACAUGAAUGAGGAGGAGAAAUGUGCUCCAGUGUCUUGGGGAAGCAGGGUAUUGAACAGGGAGGAUGGCAGUGAGGAGUGUCCUGGUGAGGAAGGAGCUUUUGAAGACUGCAAACCAGUCCAGGAGGAAAUAGCAAAAGCAAGUGGAAAUGAUCAUGCUGCGAAUUCUGACCCUGAACCUGGUGAUUCGUGUGUCAAUGAGGAAGAAAAGAACGCAGCAAAUACAGAGCGUGGUGCCAGUGGAGGUGAGAUUGGCUGUCAGUCAGGGACAAGGAUUAAAUUACUCACCUGAAGUCUUUUAA
Molecule: messenger RNA, 2447 nt
Organism: Sturnus vulgaris (Common starling)
Lineage: Eukaryota; Metazoa; Chordata; Aves; Passeriformes; Sturnidae
Source: RefSeq, a predicted model, not a curated record